AUGAAACUGUGGAAAUCGAAGAAAAGUUCCUCCGGCGGUGGAACGAGCUGUGUUCCAUCCGGCAGUGGCAGUGGUGGCGGAAAGGGUGUCGGCAGUGCACUAUCGAAAAGCUGCAAUUUCAAUGGCCACAACAGCGGCAGCAGCAACAACAGUUUCGAGGAUAAUAGCGUUGAGACGUCGUUCAUCAACCCUGCGGCGGCCGCUGGGGCUGCUGUUGGAAAUGGGACGUCGGUUUCGGUAACGACGACGGCCGGGACGCCGUCGGCUGCCGGCCUAAUGCAGUCAGGAGGAAAUACUACUGGCAGCAUGAUGUCGGCCAUCGAUCGCGCCAUGAGUCCAGCACAAUCCGAGGACUCCGGACUGGCGGCGGAUCGCGGAACAACCUACGCCACCAUUUCGAUUCCACGCGAUCAGGGCCAGCCGAUGGGAAUCAUACUCGCAGAACGAUCGGACCUUUCCUAUCCGCCGGUGGUCGAAUCGAUCAACGGACCGGCAGCGGACUUGCUGGCACCGGGCGAUCGGAUACACCAGAUCGAUGGCAUUUCGACGAUUGGAUUGACCAAUCAGCAUUUGUUCAGCAUUCUGGCGCACGGCGACGGGCCGGCCGUGAUCGAGAUCGAGUACUCAUUUCCGGAGUAUAUUUCACAAAACAGCCUGUGCGUGACCACUAAACUGGCGCAGAUCACAGUGGAACGGGAAAACGGUUGCCUGGGGCUGACGCUACGUGGCGGCGGUGAAUAUCCGCUGGUCGUGACAAACGUACGAAUGCACGGUCCGGUGUUCAAAACCGGUCAAAUUAAACCUGGAGAUCGGGUGCUGCGUGUGGAUAAUAUUUCCCUUGUCAACAAAACCCUUUCCGAGGCGCAGCACAUUCUCAAAAGUGGCCACAUGUCCGGUUAUACAAACCUGACCAUCGAGUAUGAUGUAUCGGUGAUGCAAAGCGUGGAAUUCAGUAUGGGACCACUGCUGCUGGAAAUUGAGCGACCUAUGAACGAAAAACUAGGACUGAUCUUGAGUAAUUACUCCAGUGCCGUGAAUCAGAGUGAAAUCUAUCAUAAGCUGGAUGAGGUACAGCCGGCCGGGAUCUACAUCGCAAGCAUCUUGCCAGCCAGCAUUGCGGAUCGUUGUGGUGCACUUUCCGUUGGCGAUCAGAUUCUAUCCGUUGAUGAAACCAUAGUGGAAAAUAGUGCUUACUCACCCGAGGAAGUGACUUCCUUGCUGGAUGCCAACUGUCCUAAGGGCUAUACCCAACUACAAAUUUUACCUGCGCAUACACUCAUUCGGAGAAGAGGCAUUUCAUGCUCCAGCCCAAAGUACGGUUUUAACACAGUUGACUCGCGUAAGAAUCUGGCAGCCAACAAGAACCGUCGAUUGGUACGCAAAAGUUCACUGCCACAGCCGGCUGAGAACGGAGGGACUCUACAUCCGAACGUGGGCCUUUGCAAAGCGGAAACCAUUCAGCUAGUGCUGGAUUGCUCCCAGGGUUCGGGCAUUUGUCUUGGGCCGAAGACACCCUGUGGUCGGGGUCACAUCAUCGCACAGGUCCUACCGGACUCGGUUGCCGAGCGUUCGGGCAGUCUACAGAAGGGUGACCGGAUUUUGUCCGUCAACAAGAUGUACAAUUUGGAUGCUGGUACGAUUCGACAGUUGCUGGGAGAUUUUGGCUCGAAGACGGCAGCGAAUCACUAUCACAAUCAGCCUCAGACUGCCAAUUGGGUCGAACUAGAGCUGGAAUUCGACAUGGCGGAUAGUGUGAUUCCGUCCAGUGGAGUGUUCAACAUCAAGCUGAUCAGACAAAAUAAGUGUGGCUUGGGUAUUACGGUAAAUGGGAACAAUCAUGGUUCGUUUGUUAUAUCGGAAGUAAAGCCAGGUAGUGCCGCCCACCGGACUGGUUCUUUGAGGGCUGGGGAUGUUCUGUUGGCCGUUGAUAACCACCCUGUGCAGCAUUAUAACCUAGAUCUGCUGUUGAAGGAGAGCAAAAACGAAUAUAUUACACUGACGGUGAAACGAAACUCGCUGCCGGAUUUUUUGUUCGAUGCCCAGCAAAAGACCAAUAUACUGUACGGAAGCACGGAAGACAAUGCCUACAUCUAUGGAACCAGAUACAACGAAUCUCCCUCGUUAAAAUCUAACAACAACGUGGAAUAUUUUCAAAUAGAGGACCAUCUUCAGCAUCAACAGCUGCGGAGGCCAAUGUGGAACCAGCCUACACCGACAUACGACGUUCUGCCGACUUCCAGUGGAAACAGCCAGAUGACCCAGAGUACGGGAACCAUCAAAGUAGUUCAUCAUUCGUCCCCUCUUCAGGGUCAGCUCUCCUGCAGCUCCGAGAACUUACCGCAUCCUCCCAUGCAGAUGUUAAACGCUGAAGGGGAUCUCGGUGAGGAUCGCUACGAUGACAUUGUGCACUACAAAAUGGCUUCCAUGAACAUCAAUAGCAAUAAUUACGUAGGUUUGGGCAAUUCCGCCGGUAGUGGCACACACGCUGGCAUAGGCGGUGGUGGAGGUGGCGGCGGUGUCGCCGGCGAGCAGAUUCAGCAGCUCAUAUUUAAUGUGCGGUUAGAGCCGAAAGGAGGUCCACUGGGUAUUACGUUGGCCGGGAGCGAUGAUCUGCAGAAGCCAAUCAAAAUCAGCGCUUUGACAGAGGGUGGAAUCGCUCACCAGAAUGGACAGUUGAAGGUAGGAGAUUGCCUGUUGGCAAUCAACGGUGAGACCAUUUGCGGUGUACCAUUGACCACAGCCACCAAGUUGUUGCACAAGUUUGAAAAUGUAGUAGAUUUGCAAAUCUCGCGAACGGAACGUUCCGGUGGUCCGCAUGUUGGACCGGGCAUAGGCAGUAGUGGUGCUGGGGAAGCUCAGGCACAAGCACUUUAUGCCAAGGUUCAGCGCAGACCUCGCAGCCCCUCCAUUACGGAUGCCCUGUCGACGAACUCGAGUUCCAGUUCUGGCAACUGUCGGACACUGCACGUGACCCUGUUCAAGGAUCGCGUGUACGACGAUUACGGCUUCUCUGUGUCGGAUGGUCUGUACGAGAGAGGAGUUUACAUAAACAGAAUCCGAUCAGGAGGUCCAGCAGAUCUCGUCGGAAUGUUGCGACCCUUCGACAGGAUUGUACAGGUUAACGGAACAAAAACUCAGGAUUUCGACUGUUGUCUUACGGUGCCAUUGAUUGCGGCCGCCGGAGACAAAAUCGAUCUGGUUAUACAGCGAUCCCUGACGGAGUGA
This is a messenger RNA of Sabethes cyaneus, 3225 nucleotides long. It is a transcript of the gene Grip, whose product is annotated as glutamate receptor-interacting protein 2. The coding region runs from base 1 to 3225 and encodes 1074 amino acids. Gene Ontology annotation, molecular function: protein binding. NCBI's taxonomy places the organism in Eukaryota, Metazoa, Arthropoda, Insecta, Diptera, Culicidae. The transcript is spliced from 9 exons. The record is from RefSeq and is a predicted model, not a curated record. Gene Ontology annotation, biological process: neurotransmitter receptor transport, endosome to postsynaptic membrane.